Molecule: messenger RNA, 3067 nt
Organism: Phodopus roborovskii (desert hamster)
Lineage: Eukaryota; Metazoa; Chordata; Mammalia; Rodentia; Cricetidae
Gene: Zbtb41
Product: zinc finger and BTB domain containing 41
Exons: 10
Coding region: 17-2755 (912 amino acids)
Biological process (GO): regulation of transcription by RNA polymerase II
Cellular component (GO): nucleus
Molecular function (GO): protein binding; RNA polymerase II transcription regulatory region sequence-specific DNA binding; DNA-binding transcription factor activity, RNA polymerase II-specific
Source: RefSeq, a predicted model, not a curated record
GAACUGCAAUACUGCGAUGAAGAAGAGGAGAAAGGUUGCUGCACAUUUCGACGGGAGGAUCCGCCUAGGCUACCACAAAGACUCCACAGAGGAACAUGCUGCUCUGCAGUGCGGACCAGUGACCUACGCUCAGGCUGCAGAAAGACCCAGCCCCGAAGAAGCUCUCCAGCGUUACCAGCAACUUCCUCCCUCCCCGGGCCAGAGGAAGCUUUUGAGUUCCUUGCAGUAUAAUAAGAAUCUGCUCAAGUACCUGAACGAUGACAGGCAGAAGCAGCCGUCUUUCUGCGAUUUGCUCAUCGUAGUGGAAGGGAAGGAGUUCAGUGCGCACAAAGUCGUCGUCGCCGUCGGUAGCAGCUACUUCCACGCGUGUUUGAGCAAAAACCCGAGCACUCAUGUAGUCACCCUGGACCACGUAACACACUCAGUGUUUCAGCACUUGCUAGAGUUCCUUUACACGUCGGAGCUGUUUGUGUACAAGUACGAAAUACCCCUUGUUCUGGAGGCCGCAAAAUUUUUGGACAUUAUAGACGCGGUGAAGCUGCUGAAUAAUGAAGACGCUGCUGCUUUUCAGGCCGAGCUAACCGAGAAGUCAUCUCCAGAAGGAACACUAAAUGAGUUCACCGGGAGACUAUCCAGCAGCCACCAGUGCAAAUUCUGUAGUAGACACUUCUGCUAUAAAAAGUCCUUAGAGAACCACUUAGCUAAAACGCACAGGUCCCUGUUCCUGGGGAAGAAACAUGGGUUAAAAAUGCUGGAGAGAAGUUUUUCCGCACGGAGGUCAAAGAGGAGUAGGAAGUGCCCCGUGGUCAAGUUUGAGGACACCAGUGAUGAUGAGCAGGAGAGUGGGGGCGGGUCAGACAGCCUGAACCGGGAAAGCCUUGAUAAGGAGAAGGCGGACAGGAACGAUUCCGAGGACCCUGGGAGUGAAUACAACCCUGAAGAUGAUGACCUAGAGGAGGGGGCGACAGAGGAAGACUCUGACACGGAACAGAGUGGAAAAGAUAACGACGCAGAACAGGAACCUGAGGCCGGAGACUCUGCGGGAAGCGGCCUGGAAGGGUUGGCUCCUGUCAUCAUCCAGAACAGUAACAGGAAAAUACUGCAGUGCCCCAAAUGUGAUAAAACCUUUGACCGGAUAGGGAAAUAUGAGAGCCACACCCGUGUGCACACAGGUGAGAAGCCUUUUGAGUGUGAUGUUUGUCACCAGCGUUACUCGACCAAGUCUAACUUAACUGUUCACAGAAAGAAGCACAGCACCGACGCAGAGCCCCACAAGAAGGAGCACAAGUGUCCUUACUGCAGUAAGCUUCACGCCAGCAAGAAGACGCUCGCCAAGCACGCCAAGAGAUUUCAUCCUGAAAAUGCACAAGAAUUUAUUUCCAUCAAGAAGACUAAAAGCGAAAGUUGGAAAUGUGAUAUUUGUAAGAAAUCUUUUACUCGAAGACCACACUUGGAGGAGCACAUGAUUCUGCAUUCGCAAGAUAAACCUUUCAAGUGUACCUAUUGCGAAGAGCAUUUCAAAUCCCGGUUUGCACGGUUAAAGCAUCAGGAGAAGUUCCAUCUGGGUCCCUUUCCAUGUGACAUAUGUGGUCGCCAGUUCAAUGACACUGGGAACUUGAAACGUCACAUAGAAUGUACUCAUGGAGGAAAAAGAAAGUGGACUUGCUUCAUUUGUGGGAAGUCCGUACGAGAAAGAACUACCUUGAAAGAACACCUGCGAAUACACAGUGGAGAAAAGCCUCAUCUCUGCAGUAUCUGCGGGCAAAGUUUCCGUCAUGGAAGCUCAUACAGGCUGCACUUAAGAGUACAUCAUGAUGAUAAAAGAUACGAGUGUGAUGAAUGCGGAAAAACAUUUAUUCGCCAUGACCACCUGACAAAGCACAAAAAAAUACACUCAGGUGAGAAGGCUCAUCAGUGUGACGAGUGUGGGAAGUGUUUUGGCCGGAGGGAUCACCUCACGGUUCACUACAAGAGCGUUCAUCUGGGAGAGAAGGUGUGGCAAAAAUAUAAAGCAACAUUUCAUCAAUGUGAUGUUUGUAAGAAGAUUUUUAAAGGAAAAUCAAGUCUGGAAAUGCAUUUUCGGACACAUUCAGGUGAAAAACCAUAUAAGUGUCAAAUUUGCAACCAGUCUUUUAGAAUUAAGAAAACUUUGACAAAACACCUGGUUAUUCACUCUGAUGCCCGACCUUUCAACUGUCAACACUGCAAUGCAACAUUUAAGCGGAAAGACAAGCUGAAAUACCACAUUGAUCAUGUUCAUGGGAUAAAAUCUCCUGAUGAUUCUCUCAGUACUUCCGAGGAAAAACUGGCCUCUUUGCCAACUAUAGAGUACUCGUCUGAUGAUAAGAUCUUUCAGGCAGAAACGAAACAGUAUCUGGACCAGCCCAAAGUUUAUCAUCAGCCGGAAGCCAAGACUCUGCUACAGAAUGUGUCUGCAGAAGUAUGUGUUCCAGUAACAUUGGUUCCAGUUCAGAUGCCUGACACAUCCAGCGAUCUGGUGCCUCACACCACCACACUAACCCCGUCAUCCCAUGAGAUGCUGCCGCCACAGCCUCAGCCCACUGAUUACCCAAGGGCAGCGGAUUUAGCUUUUCUGGAGAAAUACACUCUCACUCCUCAGCCUGCAAACAUUGUUCACCCAGUGCGACCUGAGCAGAUGCUAGAUCCUAGAGAGCCAUCUUACCUCGGAACAUUAUUGGGCCUUGAUAGCACAACUACUGUCCAGAAUAUGUCCAGCAGUGAGCAUCGCUCAUGAGUAAACAUUCCAUAGACCUUUUGAUGCUUGUAUGCUGACAGCCUGAAGCUACUUACUGGCUUUUCAAUUAGUAGGGCUGCUAUUUUUUUCUUUCCCCAUUUUUUUUUUUUUUUCUUCUAAUUUCUCAAGUCUUCAAAACAGCCUCAAAUCAAGUAAAGUUUAUUUCUAUUGAGUGAAUACUUGGACACAUUUUUGACAUAAUAUUUGAAGUAUGAUUUUUUUAAAAAAGAUUAUUUAGUACUAAUUUUGAAUGGAUUAUAAAAUUUCAGAUUAGUAGCUGCUGACAAUGGUAGAGGUAUUUUUUUAAAUCAU